This is a messenger RNA of Uncinocarpus reesii 1704, 474 nucleotides long. RefSeq lists its product as uncharacterized. Lineage: Eukaryota; Fungi; Ascomycota; Eurotiomycetes; Onygenales; Onygenaceae. Bases 1 to 474 code for a protein of 157 amino acids. The record is from RefSeq and is a predicted model, not a curated record. The transcript has 2 exons. Gene Ontology annotation, molecular function: RNA nuclease activity; RNA binding.
AUGGCUGCUAUAAAUACCAGGCUCGUUUCUACCAUGGACGUCUUUGCAAAUUGCCAGAGUGCCCGCCAGGAGCCCAGGUCCAGGAAUAUCAGAGCCAGCCACACCCAGGAAUACCAUUGCCGCGAAUCCACCGACAAAAAGAAGGAGAACAACAAAGGCGCCCUCGUUGCCAACAUCUCUCGCGACAAGGCUCGCAAAUCCGCGCGAAAAGCAGGCCUCAAGCCCGGUAAAUCCGGCUACCCGCAACGAUUCUACAACCGCGGGGGUCUCAAAUUCGCCAAACCAUGCAACAAGAAGAAGCACGACAUCUACGAGUAUCCCAUCGUUGCAGACCAAAGGAGCGAUUAUCCAAAGGAGCAAAAGGGUGCGAACCCGGGCCGCGUCCGGGUGUAUUAUGACCAGUACUUUAAUAUCUGUGGGGUUGGGCUCAAGGCGAAUAAGGACAACUCGGGGAAUCCUCAUCUGUGCACUUAG